Oncorhynchus keta (chum salmon) is the source of this 1683-nucleotide messenger RNA. Its product is annotated as histone H1-like. Gene Ontology annotation, molecular function: DNA binding; structural constituent of chromatin. Gene Ontology annotation, cellular component: nucleosome. NCBI's taxonomy places the organism in Eukaryota, Metazoa, Chordata, Actinopteri, Salmoniformes, Salmonidae. The record is from RefSeq and is a predicted model, not a curated record. The transcript is spliced from 3 exons. The coding region runs from base 409 to 1533 and encodes 374 amino acids. Gene Ontology annotation, biological process: nucleosome assembly.
GACUUUAUUGCGGAGACGUUUCGUUCUCCUUCAAUGACACUCACAGACGGUAGUUUUAUUAUACGCAAAUAAGCGCCACCAACCAGCACACACCUAAGCUUUGCUUGCAGUGAGGAGCUAGCUCAAACCUAGUGUAUGUUGGUUGCUGGCUUGUUGAUUUUCUUGCUUCUGGUGACCCGACCCGCGUUCAAUAUAAUUAUCGAACGACCGUUUAAAUUUUUUUUCUUUUCGAACGACCGUUUGAAAACUGAUAUUGUUGUUUUUUGUAAAUUGAAAUUGAUAAAACGUCAUCAUUUCGUUCGCUAACGUAUCCCACUUUCCCAACUCACUGUUUAACCAAAUAUAGUAACGUUAGCUAGCUAUCUUUACUUUAUGUGAUUUGCUCGACCACAACUUGUAAUCAACAAUAUGCCUAGAAACGACCGCAAAAAGAAAGAUGUCAAACGUGAGAGAAAAGGGAAAGUUAACAUAGAAUCAAAGGGAACAGUUACAGUAAUCAACCGAGGACAAGAGAAAGUUAAACGUAAACCGCCAGUAAAACCACCGGUCAAGUCGCCGGUGAAGCAUCAAACGAAGCCAGUAAAAAACCCAGGUGGUCGGGGCCUUGGGAAAGCAGGGGCUAGACGUUUGGGUCAGCUAUUGAAGCGUGCAAUCCAAGAGAAGAAGAAUGUUACAGGAAACGAAAAAGUGCCUUUGCCAACGACCCCAGUUCGCCUGUUCAAGUACCAGGCAGAGGCUGCAUCUGCACCCAAAACCAACGAUGCAAGGCGUGUGGCUACCCGGGUCUCCCAGCUCAUCCUUCGGGUAGUCUCCCAGUGCAAGCACCGGGGUGGCAUCUCCAUGGUGGACCUCAAGCAUGCCCUGGCUGCUGGUGGCUAUGAUGUCACCAAGAACAAUACCCGUGUGAACUUAGCUGUGAAAGGCCUGGUGAGGAAGGAGACACUGGUGCAGACUACUGGAGUUGGUGCAUCUGGGUCAUUUAAACUCAACAAGAAACUGACGUAUGAGAAGAGAGUUAAGACAAGAGCCAUGAGAGACCUUGAAGCAGCUGAGAGGGCCAAGCAGAGAGACCGUGCAACAGUUGAGAGAGCCAAGCAGAGAGACCGUGCAACAGUCGAGAGAGCCAAGCAGAAAAAAGGAAUUUUGAAGCCAGCAGCAGAGAAAGGAAAGGCCUUGAAACCAGGAGCAAAAACAACUAAACCAGCAGGAAAAGCUCUGAAACCAGGAGCAAAAACAACUAAACCAGCAGGAAAAGCUCUGAAACCAGGAGCAAAAACAACUAAACCAGCAGGAAAAACAGCUCAACCAGCAGACAAGAACAAAACAGUUGUUGGAAAAGGUCAAAGGGAAAUAGGAGAUAGACCAAAACAAGUCGGCAAAAGCCACAAACCAGCAGGACAAGCAUCAAAAUCACCAGCCAAGGUCCAAAAAACAGGCUACAAAGCCCCUAAACCUGCAGGAAAGUCCUUGAAAGUAGCCAAUAAGAAAACUCGUAAAAUGGUUGUAACCCGCAAUACAAAGCCACGGAUAUAGUGACCUGGGGUUGCUAAAAGACGUGCUUCCUUGUGGAAAUGGACUGAGUAUGGACUAAAAGAAUAUGUCCAUAGUAGAUUUGUCAAAUUACCUUAACCUUACGUAUGACUGUUAUAUGUUGUCAAUGUAAUAAAAACCAAUACAAUGUUA